UCCAGCAAACCAGCAGGAUGUCGGAGGUGCGGCUGCCCCCGUUGCGAGCCCUCGACGACUUUGUUCUGGGGUCAGCGCGUCUGGCGGCUCCAGAUCCUUGCGACCUGCAGCGAUGGUGCCACCGCGUUAUCAACAAUCUCCUCUACUACCAAUCCAACUAUCUUCUCUGCUUUGUCAUUGGUCUCGCACUGGCCGGGUAUGUGAGUCCGCUCCACACGCUUCUGAGCGCGCUGGCAGUGGUAGUGGCCCUCGGAGUGCUGGUGUGGGCGGCUGAGACCCGCUCAGCUGUGCGUCGCUGCCGCCGCGCCCACCCCGCCGCCUGUCUGGCUGCAGUGCUUGCCGUCUGCCUCCUCGUUCUCUGGGUCGCGGGCGGUGCUUGCACCUUCCUGCUCAGCAUCGCCGGGCCGGUGCUUCUGAUCCUGGUGCAUGCCUCUUUGCGCCUGCGCAACCUUAAAAACAAGAUUGAGAACAAGAUCGAGAGCAUUGGUCUCAAGCGGACACCAAUGGGGCUGCUACUAGAGGCGCUGGGACAAGAGCAGGAGGCUGGAUCCUAGGGGCCUGGCAUCUGUACCCAGGACCUGGAGAACCCCACCCCCAGUCCGUACCCAGAACCCACAGUCCUCUCCCAGCCUUUAAAAUAGGAGCCUAGAGUCCGCUGACUAGUCAAAACAACAGGACAUCUUUGACUACCCACCCCAGUCCAAAACUAGGAUGUCCCUCACACUCAAGCUCUCAGGAUCAGUCUUCCCCAGCCCUGAACUUGGGACCUAGAGCCACCCACAUCCAGCAUCCAAACAGGUUUGAGACCAGAGCAUCCAUGGUCAGUCUCAAACCGUGGACCCAGAGAUACUCCCCUACCCCAAAUCUGGGACUCACAGGUCUAUGCUCAGCCCCAAAGCUGGAGCUUGGGGCAGAACAUUCCCGAAUCUUGAACCCUGGACCAAAGCUUUUCCAGACCCCACCCCCAGCUUGGAACCCAGGUUAAGACAUUGCCAAACUUUGAACCCAAGCCCCCAAGUGUCCUCAGCUCUCCCCUAGGUGGAGUCAGGUAUCCUGACCCUGUUGAACCCUUGGUCCCAGGUGACUCCCUGCCCUCACCAGUCCCAGUAGCCUUCCUCCAACUCUGCUUAAGAGAUUUUGCCCCUUCCCCCAGUGUUUCUGUGUCAAGGACCAAGGUGUGGGUUAGGGCAGGGAUAGC
Messenger RNA from Castor canadensis (American beaver), 1198 nucleotides. RefSeq names its product PRA1 domain family member 2 (gene Praf2). Lineage: Eukaryota; Metazoa; Chordata; Mammalia; Rodentia; Castoridae. Gene Ontology annotation, cellular component: membrane. The record is from RefSeq and is a predicted model, not a curated record.